CAAACAUGACUUCGUCGAGUUCCAACUCCGGUUGCACGCUCUCGCUACAGCUCCAGCAGCACAUGACCAUUGAGCAGAAAUACUCGCACGGAUCAGGCAGUAUCCGACACAGUCACUCUUGCCGAUCGCGUUCGCCGCGUCGACGCUCCUGCUUGCGCAAGGAAAGCGCCUUUGCAUGCGGUGGUGCUUCGCGUGGCUCACGCCUGGACGAACUGUCCACGACCAAGAUGAUCACAGUAAGCUACUCAAAUACACCCAAGAAAACGCUGUCGUUCGCCGAUCAACACGGUCAGCAUCUUGUGCUGGAGCGUGAGUUCUGUCCCAAGGACGCCCCAGUGUGCUACUCGGACGUACCGGUUGAAGUCACAUCCGAACGCCAGACCCGCCGACGUAACAAUAGUUUUGAAAUGUGGAUGGAAGAGACUGUGGCGCGACAACAUCUACUGUCCAUGUGCGUCGUUUCGCUAUUAGGCUGUGCCCUCAUCGGUCUUCGCCAAACCGCCAAGUAGCUGGCAGUACAAGUAAUUAUUGUCUGUUCAUCGGAGCGACACCAACCUAUUAUUGUAAUAAACACGUGAAACAUUCCAUCAGC
This is a messenger RNA of Phytophthora infestans T30-4, 592 nucleotides long. RefSeq lists its product as uncharacterized. The coding region runs from base 63 to 509 and encodes 148 amino acids. Lineage: Eukaryota; Oomycota; Peronosporomycetes; Peronosporales; Peronosporaceae. The record is from RefSeq and is a predicted model, not a curated record. The transcript has a single exon.